Messenger RNA from Paramecium tetraurelia, 651 nucleotides. RefSeq lists its product as uncharacterized. NCBI's taxonomy places the organism in Eukaryota, Ciliophora, Oligohymenophorea, Peniculida, Parameciidae. The transcript has a single exon. The record is from RefSeq and is a predicted model, not a curated record.
AUGAAUCCGAGAUACAAUUACCCAAAAAGAUCUGUUUCCAGCAUGGAUAGAUAAUAAAUACUUAAAGCCUUGCGAAGUAAUCCAUCUGAUAAAGAGAUUGAAUAUCUGGCAUAAGAAUAUGAUCUGAAACCGCGUACAAUCAAGGGUUGGCUAAAGCAGCAAUCUAAAAAGUACAACAAAGCAUCUGAAUCUGAUGAAGAUAUUCAAAGUAAUGGAAGAAAAACUAAAGCAGAUAAGGAUCUACUAGAUUUUGAAAGAAAUUUUAAUUAAAAUUCAGAUGGCUAUCACUAUGAAAUAACAAAUAUGGAUCUCUUGAAGACUGCAAAAAACCUGAAUUAAUAAGAGUAUGAAAAACCUUAGGUUGUGCAAACGUAGAAGCAACAAUCAACUCAACAACAAUCUAUUAAACCCUUGAGUAGUGAGAAUUUUUUUACCAUGAAAAUUGAUAAUCAAUAAUAAUAAUAGUCAUAAAAAUGUUCACUCUAAAAUUUUGAUGCCCUUUUAUUAUUAUUAGAUUAAGAUGAUGAAAUACACCAUAUGGUAACCUUACUUAGGAAUUAGGAGAAACAAAUUGAAGAAUUGAAAAAAACUCAAUCAGAUAUUCUAGAAUAUAUGUGUUCACAUUUGACAAAGAAACCAAAGAAGAUUUGA